Amoebophrya sp. A25 is the source of this 713-nucleotide messenger RNA. NCBI's taxonomy places the organism in Eukaryota, Dinophyceae, Syndiniales, Amoebophryaceae. The record is from the annotation of a GenBank genome assembly.
GAGCACGUCUCCAGCGAUGAUGAGCUAGUCCGUCGCAGUGAAUGGUGGUGCGAGGAGGAUCGUGCGUUUUUCUAUGCCAAAACUACAGGUUCUUGUACAACAUCAUCUUCAACUAGUAGUUCAGCAUCUUCUGCCAAUGUAGUAAAUGUUGGAGCACCAGGUGGAGGAGGAGGAAACUUGCUAACUGCAACUGCGGCAUCAUCAUCAAGUUCGUCCAGUAAUCGUCCUCUAUCGAAUGCUGGUUUACAGAAGCGCCCUCACCAUCGUGGUCUAUUACCUGGCAGUGCCAUGAUUGACUUGGACGCACUUCCGUCUUCAGCAAAGAGAAGGUCAUCUUCAUCUCAUAAUCAUGUCCACAGUGCACGACCAUCGUUUAUGAGUUAUACUAGCGGAGGACCCGCACCCUCACCGAAUUUUCCGUUUCCACGUCUCUCAUCCCGGUCAUCGUGUUCAUUAGGGGUGGCGAAGAAACAUUCAUCUACCCUACUAGUGGGGAGAGACACAAUAAACCCUAUGGUCGAAGAUGGAGGACAGGACUUGCUUCACCAAGCAGAUGAUGAUCAUCCUUUAUCAACAUCGUCUUCUACAUUGCAUAUAUUACCUACAUUCGCCAGUGCCAACACCGCAUUAGCGACGCCUGUCCGAACUUUGGUCGCAUCUCCUCUCGUGGUCAGCGCUGGGUCAGCCCAAUCAGCGACUCCAGAUGAACAAGC